AUGCAGCUGAUAGGAGGUGGGGCGCACGGACCACAGGCGGCAACUGCUAUUCGGCAUGUGGCCGCCCAGAAUGGCGUCUGGUCCCUAGGUAAUUUCGGCGGAGUACCCUCGAAAUCCUCUAUGUCGUUCUACCAGCCCGCAACGACAGACAGCAACGCUGAUGACGGCGAAUCUUCGUUUCAGGCGGAUCCCACCUCUCAAGCUUCAGUUGAUACACCGGAAUAUCGAUUUGUGUUUAACUCCUGUGGGAUCGGAAUGGCGUUGGCAUCAAUGGGAGGAGCCUUCAUCGACUGCAACCAAUUGUUCAGCCAGCUAUCGAGCUAUUCCAAGCAAGAGCUGUGCGCGUUAACAAUAUUUAAUUUGACGGCAAGGCAAGAUCUGCAACACGCAUUUGAUCUUAUCAGUCAAAUGAUCUCUCCUCCUGUUGAUGUUCGAGGCCAAGACACACCACCAAAGGCUAUUGUUCUUCGUGGAGCAAUGGGGGACCGUACUGAUAUUGGUCUCAAUGUUUCACUGAUCAAAGGCGAGGACGGAAUUGCAAAGUGCUUCUGUGUCACUUUGAUUAAGAAUCCCGAGUCUCCAUUUGAUUCGGCUAAGCCCGUACCGGUAUCGUUUGAGUCCAUUCAAAACAAUGCGCCGGUAUCCACUGUGGAUGAUACGAAGACGGAGAGUAUGAGUGCGACACCAGCCUUUACCUCAGGGUAAAUGCAUGGGAUAUCUUUUUCGUCACUGAAAUUUGAGUAAUUCUGUUGUUUCGAUAGGACGCUGCUCUUUGCGUAUUCAUACGAAAUAUAUUUCAUUAUAUAAGAAUAAUUAUAACAAUGUUUAUCAGCAUA
Messenger RNA from Phaeodactylum tricornutum CCAP 1055/1, 836 nucleotides. RefSeq lists its product with no specific name. Lineage: Eukaryota; Bacillariophyta; Bacillariophyceae; Surirellales; Neidiaceae. The transcript has a single exon. The record is from RefSeq and is a predicted model, not a curated record. The coding region runs from base 1 to 705 and encodes 234 amino acids.